AACACUCGUCCCCCUUUUUAAUUUUUAUUUUUUUUUUUUUUAUAAAAACAUUAUCUUAUCUCUCUCUUCUUUUCUUUCAAAUUCAAUUGGGUUCCAAAUUUCCAUCAAUGUCCAUCCCCCAACUGCCAUUUUCACCUUCUAAUUUCAUUGCCACUUCCAAUAAUAAUACUCCCAAGGUUCAGAGGGUAUCCAAAUCCACUUCAGACAGAUUGCUUCAGAAAUUCUUCGAUGCCACUGAAUUUGGAUUCGAUUACGAAACAAGUGGCCUUUGGUCUCCCCCUCUUCAACGCAGUGUUUAUUUGAGCUCUUCGGGUCAAGUUUUCAAUCAAACGGAUUUGCAUACCAAACUUCAGACGGUGUUGAAUUCUCGUAGAAGAAGACAUAAAAGUUGUUUCAAAUUCAGAGUGUUUUGGUGCUCUGUGAGGCCCAAAGCUGCAAUCUGUCAUCUUUAGUGCUAUGCUUCCAUUUUUGCUUAAUGGGGAUCGAUGAUAAUGGAGUUUCAAAGUCCCAGCGUAGAAAACAAAAGCAGAGGGGGGCCCUCUAGAAGAAAAAAGAUCCAUCCCAUACAGUUCCUAUUUUGUACAAGUUCAAUAGUUGAUAUAACUGAUUGAUUGUUGCUGAUCCAAAGUUCAAAACAUGAAUCUCUUUGACCUGUUCACUAACACCCAUCAACUCUUUCUUUUUCCCCUUAUGAAUAUGACAUUAUUACAAUGAAGAAGUUUACUGUUGAGUUAUGUUUAUAAUGGGGGUUUGAAUUAUAACUUCGUUGGGUGAAAUUACAUGGAA
Molecule: messenger RNA, 786 nt
Organism: Benincasa hispida (wax gourd)
Lineage: Eukaryota; Viridiplantae; Streptophyta; Magnoliopsida; Cucurbitales; Cucurbitaceae
Source: RefSeq, a predicted model, not a curated record